AUGUCACUGUUACUCCUCUGUGAGCGAGCCUUCCCAGGGCGGCCGCCGACCCCCAGUCGCUCCCGUAUCUCUGUCGACCCGCUGCACGUCGCUGCUACUCCUCUUUGUGCGAGCCUUCCCAGGGCGGCCGCCGACCCCCAGUUGCUCCCGUAUCUCUGUCGACCCGCUGCACGUCGCUGCUACUCCUCUGUGAGCGAGCCUUCCCAGGGCGGCCGCCGACCCCCAGUUGCUCCCGUAUCUCUGUCGACCCGCUGCACGUCGCUGCUACUCCUCUGUCUGCGAGCCUUCCCAGGGCGGCCGCCGACCCCCAGUUGCUCCCGUAUCUCUGUCGACCCGCUGCACGUCACUGCUACUCCUCUGUGUGCGAGCCUUCUCAGGGCGGCCGCUGACCCCCAGUCGCUCCCGUAUCUGUGUCGACCUGCUGCACGUCGCUGCUACUCCUCUGUGAGCGAGCCUUCCCAGGGCGGCCGCCGACCCCCAGUUGCUCCCGUAUCUCUGUCGACCCGCUGCAUGUCACUGUUACUCCUCUGUGAGCGAGCCUUCCCAGGGCGGCCGCCGACCCCCAGUCGCUCCCGUAUCUCUGUCGACCUGCUGCACGUCGCUGCUACUCCUCUGGCGGCCGCCGACCCCCAGUUGCUCCCGUAUCUCUGUCGACCCGCUGCAUGUCACUGUUACUCCUCUGUGAGCGAGCCUUCCCAGGGCGGCCGCCGACCCCCAGUUGCUCCCGUAUCUCUGUCGACCCGCUGCAUGUCACUGUUACUCCUCUGUGAGCGAGCCUUCCCAGGGCGGCCGCCGACCCCCAGUCGCUCCCGUAUCUGUGUCGACCUGCUGCACGUCGCUGCUACUCCUCUGGCGGCCGCCGACCCCCAGUCGCUCCCGUAUCUCUGUCGACCUGCUGCACGUCGCUGCUACUCCUCUGUGAGCGAGCCUUCCCAGGGCGGCCGCCGACCCCAGUCGCUCCCGUAUCUCUGUCGACCUGCUGCACGUCGCUGCUACUCCUCUGUGAACGAGCCUUCCCAGGGCGGCCGCCGACCCCCAGUUGCUCCCGUAUCUCUGUCGACCCGCUGCACGUCGCUGCUACUCCUCUGUGAGCGAGCCUUCCCAGGGCGGCCGCCGACCCCCAGUUGCUCCCGUAUCUCUGUCGACCCGCUGCACGUCGCUGCUACUCCUCUGUGUGCGAGCCUUCUCAGGGCGGCCGCUGACCCCCAGUCGCUCCCGUAUCUCUGUCGACCUGCUGCACGUCGCUGCUACUCCUCUGUGAGCGAGCCUUCCCAGGGCGGCCGCCGACCCCCAGUCGCUCCCGUAUCUGUGUUGACCCACUGCACAUCGCCGCUACUCCUCUGUGUGCAAGACUUCCAAGGGGAGCCGCUGACCCCCAGUCGCUCCCGUAUCUCUGUCGACCCGCUGCACGUCGCUGCUACUCCUCUGUGUGCGAGCCUUCCCAGGGCGGCCGCCGACCCCCAGUCGCUCCCGUAUCUCUGUCGACCUGCUGCACGUCGCUGCUACUCCUCUGUGAGCGAGCCUUCCCAGGGCGGCCGCCGACCCCCAGUUGCUCCCGUAUCUCUGUCGACCUGCUGCACGUCGCUGCUACUCCUCUGUGUGCGAGCCUUCCCAGGGCGGCCGCCGACCCCCAGUCGCUCCCGUAUCUCUGUCGACCUGCUGCACGUCGCUGCUACUCCUCUGGCGGCCGCCGACCCCCAGUUGCUCCCGUAUCUCUGUCGACCUGCUGCACGUCGCUGCUACUCCUCUGUGAGCGAGCCUUCCCAGGGCGGCCGCCGACCCCCAGUUGCUCCCGUAUCUCUGUCGACCCGCUGCACGUCGCUGCUACUCCUCUGUGUGCGAGCCUUCUCAGGGCGGCCGCCGACCCGCAGUCGCUCCCGUAUCUGUGUCGACCUGCUGCACGUCGUUGCUACUCCUCUGGCGGCCGCCGACCCCCAGUUGCUCCCGUAUCUCUGUCGACCCGCUGCACGUCGCUGCUACUCCUCUGUGUGCGAGCCUUCUCAGGGCGGCCGCCGACCCCCAGUCGCUCCCGUAUCUGUGUCGACCUGCUGCACGUCGCUGCUACUCCUCUGUGAGCGAGCCUUCCCAGGGCGGCCGCUGACCCCCAGUCGCUCCCGUAUCUCUGUCGACCUGCUGCACGUCGCUGCUACUCCUCUGGCGGCCGCCGACCCCCAGUCGCUCCCGUAUCUCUGUCGACCUGCUGCACGUCGCUGCUUCUCCUCUGUGAGCGAGCCUUCCCAGGGCGGCCGCCGACCCCCAGUUGCUCCCGUAUCUCUGUCGACCCGCUGCACGUCGCUGCUACUCCUCUGUGUGCGAGCCUUCUCAGGGCGGCCGCCGACCCCCAGUCGCUCCCGUAUCUGUGUCGACCUGCUGCACGUCGCUGCUACUCCUCUCGAGCCUUCCCAGGGCGGCCGCCGACCCCCAGUCGCUCCCGUAUCUGUGUCGACGCUGCACGUCGCUGCUACUCCUCUGUGUGCGAGCCUUCUCAGGGCGGCCGCCGACCCCCAGUCGCUCCCGUAUCUGUGUCGACCUGCUGCACGUCGCUGCUACUCCUCUGUGAGCGAGCCUUCCCAGGGCGGCCGCCGACCCCCAGUUGCUCCCGGCGGCCGCCGACCCCCAGUCGCUCCCGUAUCUGUGUUGACCCACUGCACGUCGCCGCUACUCCUCUGUGUGCAAGACUUCCAAGGGGAGCCGCUGACCCCCAGUCGCUCCCGUAUCUCUGUCGACCCGCUGCACGUCGCUGCUACUCCUCUGUGUGCGAGCCUUCUCAGGGCGGCCGCCGACCCCCAGUCGCUCCCGUAUCUGUGUCGACCUGCUGCACGUCGCUGCUACUCCUCUGUGAGCGAGCCUUCCCAGGGCGGCCGCCGACCCCCAGUUGCUCCCGUAUCUCUGUCGACCCGCUGCAUGUCACUGUUACUCCUCUGUGUGCGAGUCUUCCCAGGGCGGCCGCCGACCCCCAGUCGCUCCCGUAUCUGUGUUGACCCACUGCACGUCGCCGCUACUCCUCUGUGUGCAAGACUUCCAAGGGGAGCCGCUGACCCCCAGUCGCUCCCGUAUCUGUGUCGACCCGCUGCACGUCGCUGCUACUCCUCUGUGUGCGAGCCUUCUCAGGGCGGCCGCUGA
Schistocerca piceifrons (Central American locust) is the source of this 3123-nucleotide messenger RNA. Its product is annotated as proline-rich protein 36-like. The coding region runs from base 1 to 3123 and encodes 1040 amino acids. The transcript has 8 exons. The record is from RefSeq and is a predicted model, not a curated record. NCBI's taxonomy places the organism in Eukaryota, Metazoa, Arthropoda, Insecta, Orthoptera, Acrididae.